AGCUGGUGAGAAGACUCAGAUGGUUACAGAUGCGCUUUAAAGUCGAUAUUUCAUUUCAGAUUCAAUCUUAGUAUCACAUGUUUUCCCAACACGUUGCGUCUUGAUUAGGUUAUUUGCACAUCCUGCAUGCUGGUUGGUUGAGAGACAAUCAUCCCAUCGCCGUGAAACAAACUCGGUUCGCUCUACAACGAGGAAGAAGAGAGGAAGGGAGCACAUCGUGUCUCCACGCAACGCUUUCAUUUCUGUCAAAUAAGAAGGCUAUUUGACAAUAGCCGGCACGGCCUGUUGGGGCUGUGGAGGAGGUGAACUAGUGCAAUGAUGACGGGCAAAUCUGUGAAAGACGUUGACAGAUACCAGACUGUCCUCAACUCUUUAUUGGCACUGGAGGAGAAUAAAUUCUGCGCUGACUGCGAAUCGAAAGGUCCAAGAUGGGCAUCCUGGAAUUUGGGCAUCUUUAUCUGUAUCAGAUGUGCUGGUAUUCAUCGUAACCUUGGGGUCCACAUCUCCAAGGUUAAGUCUGUCAACUUGGACCAGUGGACACAGGAACAAGUCCAGUGUGUCCAGGAGAUGGGAAAUGCCAAGGCCAAACGUCUCUAUGAAGCAUUCCUACCUGAGUGCUUCCAACGGCCCGAGACGGACCAGUCGGCAGAGAUGUUCAUCAGGGACAAGUAUGAUAAGAAGAAGUACAUGGAUAAGGUCAUUGACAUCCAAAUGCUGAGGAAAGAAAAGAGCUGUGACAACAUACCCAAGGAACCAGUUGUGUUUGAGAAAAUGAAACUGAAAAAAGAUGUCAGCCCAAAGACAGAUUCUCAGUCUGUUACGGACCUGCUUGGAUUAGAUGUCCCUGCUCCAAGUCCUGCAGCGUCUAAUGGUGGAGGAUGUGUUCCAGACAGUAAUAAGAGCCCAGUGGUGUCUAAUCCAGCUCUGGCACACUCUGCCUUGGAUCUCUUCAGCUCUUUGCCAGCCCCCUCCUCUGCUUCCUCCACAAAAACCACACCUGCUUCCAGCUCCUUGUCUCAGAGCAGAGUGACUGCCUCAGUACCUGAAAACCUCAGUCUGUUCCUGGAUCCUGCAGCCAAAGCAGGGGAAAGAACUGUCAAGAAACUCUCCAAGGACUCUAUUCUGUCCCUGUACGCCUCCACCCCCUCAGUGCAUGCCAGCAGUAUGGCCACUCAUGCAGGCUUGUACAUGAACCAAAUGGGAUACCCAACGCACCCUUAUGGUUCAUACCACUCCUUAGCUCAAGCAGGGGGAAUGGGAGGCACCAUGAUGGCAUCACAGAUGGUCAUGAUGGGACAGCAACAGAGCAGUAUGAUUGGAGUUCAACAAAACAGCAUGAUGGGACAGCAAAAUGGCUUAAUGGGUACCCAGGGUGUCAUGGCUCAGCCUAGCGGAGUUGUGGCACCACCUUACAUGACCCAAGGCAUGAUGGGACAGCAGCAGAGCGGAAUGAUGGUGCCACAACAGAACGGCAUCAUGGGACAGCAGCAGAGUGGGCUGAUGGUGCAGCAGCAGCAGAGCGGGAUGAUGGGACAUCAGCAGGUUGGAGGUUUGGCCGUGUUACCUCAGCAGCCAGUGUAUGGAGUUCAAGCCCAGCAGCUACAGUGGAACAUUACCCAGGUGACUCAGCACAUGGCUGGCAUGAAUCUCUACAACACCAAGGGCAUGACGGGAUACAGUAGUCAACAGAUGGGAGGGUCAUCAACUCCAGGCUCAGGUCACAUGACAGCACAUGUCUGGAAAUGAUCUAAUCUAACCUGAAGGUGGUAACUCCAGUAACCCACAAAACCGAGGGGAAACAGAUCUGUGGACUAUACUCUCCAUAAGACGUUUUCUAAUGCAAGGGAGGAGGAGGAGGAGGAGACAAGAAAAAGGUUUAAGAAACCACUACUACCUCUCUUUCUCUCUCCUCACCCAUGCUUCCUCUUCCCGUCUCAUCCAUGGCCAUAUUUUGCAGAUUUCCAUGCUUGCCUUCAGAACAUUUUCGUAUGACGACAUAGACAACAGGGUUUAGAGGCCACUGGUUAGGACUACAUAUUUGUCGUUGUACCUAGCCUUUAUGUGAGUGUGUGUGUCCGCACACAUCUGCUGUAUGUUAGUGUUCACUAACUAGUUUUUUGACAAUUUUUACUCUUUUGCUUACUCACUUAUCAAAGUCAGAAGACACAUGGAUGCAUUUUCUGUCUCAUUGUGUCAUUUGAAGGCAGUUUGAAGGUAUUGAGGUAAGCCUAGCUUAGCUCACUUGGUUGAUCUGCUGGAGCUCUGAUAAUUAGAACAAGACAAAUUUCUCUUUAAAGAAGUAACUUUGUUGCAAGGCUAAAUAAUUCUCCAAUUCGCAAUUAUUAUUAUCUAAAAUUACUUUUCCAAGAUGCUACAACAUAGCCACAUUUCUAACAUUAGUACUUUGAAUGUAACUCCAUUAUUCAGUCACCUAGUGCAUGUUAUUAACAUGUAAAAAUGCUGCUGGUUAACUCUAUUAAAUAGCAUUUUUAUUUUGCUGCAAAGGUUUGCGUAGGGAAAACUUUGUGACCGAAUCAUGGAGUAAUGUACAGAGUGGUGAGUCAUACACAGGGGCUAGCUGCAAUUAUAUUUGUAAAAGAGUAACUACUCUUUUUUUCAGUCAGCUUUCAUGCAUAUAGGGGUUAAAAGUUUGAUAACCUAAAAAAUAGAUAUGGUUUA
This is a messenger RNA of Scomber japonicus (chub mackerel), 2679 nucleotides long. It is a transcript of the gene smap2, whose product is annotated as small ArfGAP2. The record is from RefSeq and is a predicted model, not a curated record. The coding region runs from base 316 to 1746 and encodes 476 amino acids. The transcript has 9 exons. Gene Ontology annotation, biological process: regulation of clathrin-dependent endocytosis. Gene Ontology annotation, molecular function: GTPase activator activity. Lineage: Eukaryota; Metazoa; Chordata; Actinopteri; Scombriformes; Scombridae.